UACAUAACGUUUAAGAGCAUAUGUACAGCUAGCUCACAUGUCCAGUCUCUAUGGUUCAAUUCUUCGGCCGGCGCCGGCUCGUUGCGCAUAUUGAAAGGAACGCUAGCUUUAGUUAUAAAGAGGCUUUGCUCUUUGAAGCCUACUCUUCCCUGAAUGGCGAAGAAACGUUCCUCAUCGAUGUACUGACUGCUGUUGUAUUGAGAAUCAACUGAGUUGAUAAGUUUGACCACUGAUCUUCACAGGACGUAUCACAGCUUGAAGACUGCACCAUGAGCUGUCCGUUCAUGUCAGGAGAAAGACGUGAAGAUACUAUCUCCAGCAGUAACAACGGCAGUGAUGGGUGUGAUGGCGGAGGCGGUGAUGCCAUCCAAAGGGCAGCAGGCCCCAGCAAGGAGGACAACCCUGCCCUGCAUUACCACAAGUACCUGCAGCUGGAGAAAGUGCUGAGCUCGCAGCAGCUGGAGUCGGAGCGACAGGGUUGCAAAGUUCAUGAUGAACACUUGUUUAUUGUCAUACACCAGGUUUAUGAGCUGUGGUUCAAACAGAUUCUGUACGAGAUCGACUCCGUCCGCAGUCUGCUCAGCCAAGUGCCGUUUGAUGAGAGGAAGCAACUCGUCAUUAACCAACGCAUGGGUCGUGUUGUGACCAUCAUGAAGGUGGUGGUGGAACAGAUUCAUGUCUUGGAAACCAUGACACCCAUGGACUUCCUGGAGUUCCGCACCUACCUGGCCCCAGCCUCAGGCUUUGAGAGUCAACAGUUCCGGGUCCUUGAAAACAGGCUUGGAAUAAAACCAGAGUGGCGUGUGAAAUACUCAAAGAGGAACUACGAGCACGCCCACAAGGGUGAACUUCUGGCAGAGAUCAAACGAGCGGAGGUUGACCCCUCACUUCUGUCUAUUGUUCAGCAAUGGCUGGAGAGAACACCUGGCCUGGAGACCAGCGGCUUCAACUUCUGGGCAAAGUUUGAGGCUGCCGCGAAUGAGAUGAUGAGGGACAUCCUGAAGGAUAUUGAGGAGAUUGAGGAUGGACAUGAAAAAGAAGCCAUGAUGCAGGAGCACAACAUAGCCAAGGAGAGCUUUUCAUCUGUCUUUGAUGUCGAAAAGCAUAAAGCUAUGUUGAGCAGGGGAGACAGACGGUUCUCCCACAAGGCACUCCAGGGUGCACUCUUGAUAUCCCUGUAUCGUGAGGAGUCUCGUUUCAGCCAGCCAUUUCAGUUUCUGACCCUGCUGAUGGAUCUAGACUCCCUCCUGAUGAAAUGGCGACUGAAUCAUGUCCAGCUGGUGCAGAGGAUGAUUGGUGGCAGGCCGGGUACCGGUGGCUCCUCCGGUUACUUGUACUUGAAAGCCACAGCCAGUGAUCGCUACAAGGUGUUUGUGGAUCUUUUCAAUCUGUCCACAUUUCUCCUUCCUCGGAAGUACAUUCCAGCCCUGACGCCUGACAUGCAGCGCCGUCUGUCUAUUCCGUAUGGCAAGAUCAACGGCAACGUGGGCAAUCUCCACAUUCCUCCGGCUCUAGUGGAGACAGAUCGCGAGGUUUAAAGGUCAACUCAUGUAGAGAAUCACCGACACGACCCUGUUUUUGUAAGGGGGCAUAUAUAAUGCUUCUCGACGUCACUUAAUAGCAUAGGCCUACUUGCCAUGAACGAACAAACAUUUCUUCUUCAGCCUUUGCAAAGCAAGACUUCAGUUUUAGUGCAGUCUGUAAUUCCAGGUAUUAACUGACUAUGUAGGCAUCGCCUGAUUCUCUGUGCAUAGAAUGCAUUGCAGGUGACACACUUAGAGGGUUGAAUUACAGGCUCUUUGGAACAUGGAACCUGAUGGAAUAUGAUGGAACAUCAAGUUUUGAUGUGGACUUUUUAUUCAUGUGAAAUAUGUUGACAUAUUAUAAAUGUAUGUACAUAACCUACAAAUAUUGCUCUACUGGCUCUUUUUAGAACUAAAACCAAAAUGUUGAAUUUAUUUUGUUGAAUUUAUAUAUAUUUUUGUGCUGUGUGUUUUGGUGCAAGCUGUUUCGGGAAAAGGUGCUGUUUUCACAUCACAGAAUUACCCAAAAGUUAGUUAACAGGUGAGUGGUGUUUCUGGAUAUAAAUCGCAGGUUUGGAUAUAAAGUAGGCUUGAAAAGCUUUGUAGUAUUUGUACAGUUUUUUACCUUUUGUACUACCAUUGAUAUGUGAGUGUCUUUGUUUCUUAAAUAAUCAGUGAAUUUCUGAAAUGGAGGGUCAUUUCCUGUAAUUUGUUUUUUUAGUACUUUUCAAUGAAUUUGAGUCAGUUAGGAAUUACCAUAAAUUUGUAUCAAAGAUUAAGGUUACGGGUUGGGAAAUGGCCUCCAAAAGUCAGUGUGUACCUUUGAGCCGCUCUAUAACAGGUUGCAGUUUUUGUUGCACGUUUUCCUAACUUGACAGAUAAUUAAGGAAUUGCCAUGUUGUAAAUAGAAUCUAAUAAUUCCUCCAUGCAUACCUCAUACAUAUUCAUAAGCUAGCUUUGCAUUUUGCUCUGCCGCAUGUAUGAAAUGAUGUGGAAUAUUUGCCAGCCAUGCACAUUAAGUAGAUUUUGAUCUACAUCCUCUGUGCAUUCCAUACUUGAAUACCCGUUAAAAGAGGCUUCAGUAAAUACUGUUACAAAAGUACACUUGUAACAUAAUGACGUUGUUCAUUUGUGCACUUUUCCCUAUAGUGGGAUAGGAUCCACCACACCCCUAUGGGGAAGUACAGGUGAACAAAGCAUGACAUCACAAUAUUUUAGGUCUGUUGAAAUGUCUUGUGCCUUUUGCCAGUUUCCAGUUGAAAAUGGUGCAGAUUUUGGUAGAUUAGAUAUAUCUCCAAAGGGCCAGAUACUUGUGAAUAAGCAUGCAGUUUGCCGUCCAAAAGUAGUAGUAGAUGCUUUGAUAAAAAUGCACCUCUACCUUGACACAUGAUGCCCAUAAGCUUAACCCUGUCUUCUUAGGAUGUGUGUAUCAUACUGAUAUUGGAGGAUUUAGCCCUGUGAGGGUUGAUUGGGAAAAAAAUUCCUCCAUGAAUGACUUGUUCUGCGGAAUACCACAGAGAGGCAGUUCAUUUGGGAUUUACUUGCAGUUUUUCUGAGUAUUCCCUGCAUUAAAUGCCACCCCGUCCUCAAGACCCUGCUUGCAUCUGCCAGACUGACCACUGCGUGAGCAAAAGGGCAGCUUUGAUCAAAAUGUGUCCGAUUUGACUGGCGCACUCUGCACUGGUACCUAUUACUGUACCUAUAUUUCCGCUAAAUCCCAGAGCAUAGAGAGUUGUCCUUGGUUUUAUGCAGUACGCAGUGCUACGCACAACCUACAUGUAUAUGACUGACAGGGGAGUGUUUGGAGACUUCAAGCCCAACUCACAGCUAACUUCUUCUUUUACAGCACAGGGUUUGUGGCUGAUCUGGUCUUGGCCCUUAGGCUUACAUUCAGUUCUGAAGUUUAGAUUCCCUUGUACCUCUAUGAAACUGUUUGAAACAGGAGAUGUACUUUAUUCAUUUGUCAUUCAGCACCAACGGACUAGCAGCUAUAUGUAAGUACUGAAACACGUACAGAAACCUUAAUCCCAUAACACUGGAAGUCUAUUGGUUGGGUUUUUGUAAAUAUAUAUUUUUGCUGUGCUUAAUUUCACACAAACUGCAGUUUGUGUUUAAAGGACUUCUUUUGAUGUUUUCUUAUACAAGGUAAUUUUGCAAGUCCUCUUUUUGUAUUCUUUCAAUAAGGGUAUUCUUAAAGAGUGUAAUAGCAUGAAAUAUUUAGUGUUUGAUGACCAUUUUGUAUUUGUCUAGCUUAAUCUCUGGGAAAUGUCUUUUUUCCAUGUUGAAAAGAUAGAGGUCCCUGUGGGACAUGUCACUUUAUUUCAAUUUUAUUUAUUUAUUUAUAACUUUUUUUUGAAAAACUGAAAGCACCAAACUGUACUAGAAACUUUCUUUGUAACAGGAGAGAAUUUGUGACCUGUCAUCACAAAAUGAGCUGAAAGUCAGAAUUUUCAAAAAUUGA
Messenger RNA from Acanthaster planci (crown-of-thorns starfish), 3984 nucleotides. It is a transcript of the gene tdo2, whose product is annotated as tryptophan 2,3-dioxygenase. Gene Ontology annotation, molecular function: heme binding; metal ion binding; L-tryptophan 2,3-dioxygenase activity. Lineage: Eukaryota; Metazoa; Echinodermata; Asteroidea; Valvatida; Acanthasteridae. The record is from RefSeq and is a predicted model, not a curated record.